UGUUCUUUUGCCCUUUCUUUUGUGUAUGCAUUCAUUCACCACACACCUUAGUUAUCAAAGCUCCUUCAAUCUUCUCAUCUCUUUCCAAACGCUAAACCAACACAAACAAAUUAAUAUCACAUGGAAAGCUCAGUGCGUAUCAAAGAAGCUGUGGUUGUGACCCCUUCUGAUCCCACCCCAAGUGGUGUCUUAUUACUCUCACCACUUGAUUCCCAACUCUUCCUUCGUUUCACCAUAGAGUACCUCUUGGUCUAUAGGCCCGGGCCGGGCUUGGACCAGGUUGCCACCGUGGCUCGUUUGAAAGAUGCAUUAGCCAAAGCCUUGGUUCCUUAUUACCCAUUCGCCGGAAGGGUUAGGGCCAGGCCCGAUGGCCCGGGCCUCGAGGUGGUUUGUCGAGCCCAGGGUGCGGUCUUCAUCGAAGCCUUCUCUGACCGUUACACUCUCAACGACUUUGAAAGAGCCCCCAAAACAGUUACCCACUGGAGGAAACUCUUGUCCCUUUACGUCCCCGACGUUCUCAAAGGAUCUCCGCCGCUAGUUGUUCAGAUCACCUGGCUCGCCGACGGCGCCGCCGCGGUCGGCGUCGGAAUCAACCACUGCAUCUGCGACGGAAUCGGCAGCGCUGAGUUUCUCAACUAUUUCUCUGAUUUAGCUUCUGGUAAACGCUCCGAUCCGAAACCGAAACCGGUUUGGGAUCGCCACCUUCUUUUGCCGCCGGCGAAGAUGACUCGGUCUAACCCGGCGAUUCUCCCCGAGUUCAACCGGGUCCCCGAUCUCUGCGGGUUCAUGAACCGGGUCACGAGCGGUCUAAAACCAACUUGCAUUGUGUUCGACAAGAGACGACUCAACGAGCUCAAGAGCAUCGCUCAGUGCGCGAGUCAACCCGGCGAGUCGUUGUUCACGUCGUUUGAGGUGCUUGCGGCGCACGUGUGGAGGAGCUGGGCGAGAGCAUUGGGUUUCCCAGCGAACCAGAAGUUGAAGCUUCUGUUCAGCGUGAACGUGAGGAACCGGGUCAAACCGGGUUUACCCGAGGGGUAUUAUGGGAACGCGUUUGUUCUGGGUUGUGCGCAGAGCAGUGCUAGGGAGUUAGCGGAGAAAGGGAUGGGGCACGUGGCGAGUGUGGUGAAGAGAGCGAAGGAGAAGGUGGACAACGCGCACGUGAGGAGCGUGGCUGAGUUGGUGUCCGAGUCGAAGGCGAGUCCUGACUCGGUUGGGGUUCUGAUAGUGUCGCAGUGGUCGAGGCUGGGUCUUGAGAGGGUUGAGCUUGGAAUGGGGAAGCCGGUGCAUGUGGGACCCAUUUGCUGCGAUAGGUACUGUUUGUUUCUUCCGGUGAGGGAUCAAAGUGAGAGCGUGAAGGUCGCGGUGGCUGUCCCCACCGCCGCCGUUGACAGUUACCACCGGUUUCUCAGGGACUCGCAUUUAUGAACCAACCUCUGUUUUUUUUUUCCUUUGUAGGUUGACUUGU
This is a messenger RNA of Gastrolobium bilobum, 1465 nucleotides long. Its product is annotated as alcohol acyltransferase 9-like. The record is from RefSeq and is a predicted model, not a curated record. The coding region runs from base 121 to 1425 and encodes 434 amino acids. Lineage: Eukaryota; Viridiplantae; Streptophyta; Magnoliopsida; Fabales; Fabaceae. The transcript has a single exon.